Messenger RNA from Ostrea edulis (European flat oyster), 1448 nucleotides. RefSeq lists its product as uncharacterized. The coding region runs from base 1036 to 1404 and encodes 122 amino acids. Lineage: Eukaryota; Metazoa; Mollusca; Bivalvia; Ostreida; Ostreidae. The transcript has 3 exons. The record is from RefSeq and is a predicted model, not a curated record.
GAGCGUUGUGGCCCAUGGGUCUUCCAUUAUCCAUGUUUGCUGUUGUAACGCUUUGAAAAAUAACAACAGUUGAUUUGUAUCUAAAAUCAUGAUAAUAUUCAGUCAUUUAUCCCCCUACCCUUCCAGUGCUAUCUGUUCUAACUGAAUUUCCACAAUGUUCAACUCCCACGAGUACUUUAAGUACUUUGAUUAAAGUUUGUCAGCCAGAUUAAGAAAACCAGUAACAAUGCUAGCUGCAUAUAAUUGUACCUUUUCAACCUUGUCAGUAUUGUGUACAGAAUAGUCAUCCCAAACAACUGAACGAAAUUCAAGAGUAGGUCUAAUAAAUUCUAUUUGUAAUUUUGACAUGUUUUCUACCAAAUUUGAACUGUGACGAUUCUGCAAAAUUAUUCUUAACUAUUCCGCAAACAUAAGGCAUUACGAUUUGAUCAUGUUUCUAAUAUUAUGGAAAUAUUAUUAAAAAAGAUGGUUAAUUUUACUGAGAUUCUACCAGGCAUUUAAAUACUUUUUCAACUUUUUUCUCCUUUACCUGAAAAGAAACACCUCUGCAUUUAGAAUUUCAUUUACUAUUUAAUGAGUAGCUCAGACCUAAGAGUUUGGAAGGACCUAUAUAUUCUUCAAUGAUUCUUUUUCUGAUAGAAACUGGGAAUAUUUCAAAUAUCGAGAACAAUUUUUAAAAAUCUCAAUAUAUCAAACAACCACAGUCCUUGUUGGUUUUAUGCAUACGAUAGUGCUUAUCGUAUGCAUAAAACCAACAAGAACUUUUAAUAUAUUCAACAUUUUUCUCGCCUAGAACGAAACAAGAUGAUUUUCUUAAUGAUCACUUUACUGCAACCGCCUUUGUGCGAUGAACGUUAAUUAACACCUGUCACCACACCUGUCACCACACAAGUAAGCCAUGGUCAACAUGUUUCUCUCCAAAUUGAAAAGGCAUAUUUUAUAGGGGAUAAACAAGAGGCUUUACUGUUCCUAUCAUUAAAGUUUGUAGAUAGUAUAAAAGCAGAGCAUCUGUGGUAAGCAUUCUGAAAAGAAGAAAUGGCAAAAUUGUUUGCUGGUCUGAUGUUUGUUACCCUUGCUGUCGUGAAUAUCAAUGGAGAUAAUCAUGAUAUUGCGAUGUCGGCAUGUAUGGGGCUUGCUGAGAGCGGAACAUAUAGUGCUGCUAUACCAAGAAAUUGUUACGAGACAAGGUCAUGUGACAACAUAUGUGUCGCUAUCAACAUGACGCAGGGACACCUUCCCAAAUCUGCCAGUUUGCCAAGGUGCAUAAAUUCUUUGCACAUCUACUCCAAUCCUGGCCCAAAGAACACAUUCAAUACAAAGUGGCUCAACUCUUGGAUAUUCGGAAGCUCUGGAUGCAGUAAGACUACCUGCGGACCAAACUACUGCUGCUGUACUUAUAAUUGAAUAAUUGUAUGACAAAAAGAAAUAAAUAUCAAUAUUUCAAUUAA